AUGGCUCAGAAGGUUGGUGUUGCUACAGAUCUCGGGAUUCCACUUUCGCAAAAUGUAGUGGAUGACGGACAAAGAGUCCUUCCCCCGGUCAUUCGCAGUGGGUUGGCAGGUCUGCAGAUGGAUGUAGAGAAGGAUAUUGCGACUAUCCUCAAAGAAGACGGCCGUGUCGUGCCGAGCGAAAUUGAUUCCAUCAUUUUGAGCCACUGGCACGCCGACCAUAUUGGCGAUCCUUCUACCUUUCCGUCCCAUGUCGAACUCGUCGUCGGUUCGGGGUUCAAAGAUGCGUUCCUUCCUGGAUAUCCCGCUGAUCCCAAUGGAGUGAUCUUGGAAAGUGACUAUGCGGGUCGGCCUUUGCGGGAAAUUGAUUUUGCAGCAGGGCUAGAAAUCGGCGGUUUCCACGCUAUGGACUUUUUCGGUGACGGCAGUUUCUACUUGCUGGAUUCCCCAGGCCACGCUAUUGGACAUAUGUGUGCUUUAGCGCGUACGACCCCUUCGACAUUUAUAUUUAUGGGUGCUGACGGCUGCCACCACUGCGGCUCCCUGAGACCCAGCAAGUAUCUCCCCCUUCCGCGUGAGCUUUCACCAUCGCCGUUCUCCGUUCCGCCGUAUUUACAGGGUACGAUCUGCCCCGGUUCUGUACUUGAGGCAAUUCACCCGAGCCAUAGCCGCGUAGAGCCUUAUUACAGCCGAUUGGCACCUGCUCCAAGCCACAAUGUCCCUGUCGCAGAGGCUACUAUCGGAAAGAUGAUACCCUUUGAUGCGAGCGAGGAUGUCUUCGUCAUUAUCGCUCAUGAUAGCAGCUUGUUGGAUGUUAUAGACUUUUUCCCAGGUCGAGUCAACGAGUGGAAGAAGAACGGAUGGAAGGAAGCUGGCCGAUGGAGGUUUCUGGAGGAUUUCAAAGGUGCUGUGGCGAGAGACUCUAACUAG
Molecule: messenger RNA, 927 nt
Organism: Penicillium subrubescens
Lineage: Eukaryota; Fungi; Ascomycota; Eurotiomycetes; Eurotiales; Aspergillaceae
Product: MBL fold metallo-hydrolase
Exons: 5
Coding region: 1-927 (308 amino acids)
Source: RefSeq, a predicted model, not a curated record